CCCACCCAUGACCCAGAGCUUAUAAACUGUUUGACACUACACCUGUACAUCAGUACUCACCUAAACUUCAGGAUGGACACAACCAGCAGCACCGAUGCCUCCAAAGACACUGAAGAAAGACCGAAAUGGGACAAUAAAGUUCAGUAUUUACUGACCUGUAUUGGAUUUGCUGUGGGACUUGGGAACGUUUGGAGAUUCCCGUACCUGUGCCAGGUUUACGGAGGAGGUGCGUUCCUCAUCCCAUACCUGAUCGCUCUUGUUUUCGAGGGUCUGCCUUUACUUUAUCUGGAGUUGGCUAUCGGACAAAGUCUGCGGAUGGGCAGCAUCGGUGUCUGGCAUUCAAUCUCUCCUCUGUUAGGUGGAGUGGGUGUGGCAUCUAUGAUCCUCUCAUUCCUGGUGGGAUUGUUUUAUAACACUAUUCUGGCCUGGGUUCUGUGGUAUUUCUUCCACUCGUUUCAGGAUCCUCUUCCCUGGAGUCAGUGUCCAAUAAAUGACAACCUUACAGGUUAUGUGGAAGAAUGUGUUCUUAGCACGCCGGUGAAUUACUUCUGGUACCGAAAGACACUGAACAUCACACCAGACAUCGAGGAGAACGGCUCGCUGCAGUGGUGGCUCGUCAUCUGUUUGGCCUCUGCCUGGAGUAUUGUAUACAUUUGCUUUAUACGCGGCAUCGAAACUAUCGGCAAGGCCGUGUAUGUGACCGCAACAUUUCCAUACCUGGUGUUGACCAUCUUUCUGGUUCGAGCCCUGACUCUGCCAGGAGCUACAGAUGGUCUGAUAUAUCUCUUCACACCUGAUUGGGAGAUCCUGAUGGAUCCUCGCGUGUGGUUGGACGCUGCCACUCAAAUCUUCUUCUCGCUGUCUCUGGCCUUCGGAGGUCUCAUCGCAUUCUCCAGUUACAACCCCAAAAAGAACGACUGCGAGCGAGACGCUUUGGUUGUAGGAUGUAUUAACAGCGCAACAUCUCUAUACGCCUCCAUUCCAAUAUUUGCCAUUUUGGGCUUCAAGGCCACAUCAAACUACAACAACUGUUUAAACAGUAACAUCUUAGAUCUGACAAACGCAUUUGACAUCGCAGACAAAAACAUCACGACUGAGAACUACGAGGGCUGGCUUACGUUUCUGAACGCAUCAGAUCCUGAUAAAGUGUUCAGUCUGAAUCUGAAAGAGUGCGAUCUCAAGAGCUUUAUGGAUCAGAGUGCUUCAGGGACCGGUCUGGCAUUUAUUGUGUUCACGGAGGCUGUGAUUGAGAUGCCCGGGUCACAGGUGUGGGCUGUGCUCUUCUUCAUCAUGCUCUUCAGUCUCGGCCUGUCCUCCAUGUUUGGAAAUCUGGAAGGCGUUCUGACACCCCUGCUGGACCUGCACAUGGUACCAAAGUGGAUGCCUAAAGAACUCUUUACAGGUCUGAUCUGUGUGGUGUGUUUCCUUAUGGCACUGAUCUUCACAAUGGGUUCUGGAAACUACUGGCUGGAGAUCUUCAACAGUUACGUUGGUUCUGUUCCACUCCUCGUCAUUGCUUUUUUCGAGAUUAUUGGGGUCGUCGUUUUCUACGGCAUGAAUCGGUUUAGUAAUGAUAUUGAAUUCAUGACGGGACGCAGACCAAACAUCUUUUGGCGUGUGUGCUGGAUGGGAAUCAGUCCUGUCAUGCUAGUGGUUGUUCUGGUGGCUUACGUUGUCGUCCAGGUGCAGAAACACCCCACGUACCCCGCCUGGAACCCUGCAUAUGAAAAUUUCCCAACGUUGGAGGAGAAGCCGUAUUCUGAUUGGGUGUUUGCCAUCUGUGUGCUGCUGAGUUCUGUCCCUGUUCUGUCCGUACCUAUUGUGGCCAUUUACAGACUGUUUAAAGGACAAACACGCUCACAAUCCAAACCAAACUCUCCCAACCCCUACAACAACCAAGCCUUCACACCUGACAGUCAUACAAUAGAGUCUUGACUCACGGGACUGAGAGGAAAACCUUCAGCUGUGACGUUACACGCGUGUGUACUGAAGUGUGUCCACGUCUUUCUCUGAUGGAUGUAGAAGAGGAUCAUACUGUGCAUAGAAAAAACCUCAAGACUCCUCUCAGGACGAUAAACUUUCACAAACCUGAGGAGAAAACACAUUUUAGUAAAGAAAGAAAUCUGCCGUCUUCUGAAUCUUAACAUUUUUAUAUUUCCAGUAGGAGAAAACCGUAAAAGCAACAGAAUUGUAAAUAUUGCAUUGCAAAAAAAUGACUUUCUAACUUAAUAUUUUUGUUUUGUUUUAAGUACAAAAAUCUAAAAAUCUAAAAUCAAGCAAAAUGACCUAAGAAAAUAAGCUUAGUUUUUAAACACAAAGUAUAAAAUUUAAGUUAAUUUGUGCUCAAAACAAGCAAAUGUUUUUUUCUUAAACACUUAAUUCAAGAAAAAUUACCCAUGGCAGAUUUUUUUUUGCUUGUUUUAUGCACAAAAUCACUUAAAUGUGACUUAUAUUCUUAGAUCAUUUUACUAAUCAGGAAAAUACAUCUUGAUUUAAGAAUUUUAAAAUAUUUGAAUAUGUAAAAUAUUGAAAACAAGACAAAAAUAUAAGUCAUUUAAGGAGAAAGAAGUAAUUUCUGUAAAUGAUUAAAUUCAUCUAAAGAAGAGAAAUUUUUCAUGAAAUUAUGCCAAGAACAGAGAAAGAGAUUUCUUCAUUCAUGUCACUGAGUUUAAAUGAUCACAUGAAUAAAUGAGAUUCUGUCAUGUGAAUACAUCCAUGUACGGUCAAAGCAAUGUCAACAAAACUAUUUAUGUCAUACGUCCUUUUUAGCCUUAUUUUAAUAAAGUGUGCAACUGCUGUUUAA
Misgurnus anguillicaudatus (oriental weatherfish) is the source of this 2803-nucleotide messenger RNA. It is a transcript of the gene slc6a18, whose product is annotated as solute carrier family 6 member 18. Gene Ontology annotation, cellular component: plasma membrane. Lineage: Eukaryota; Metazoa; Chordata; Actinopteri; Cypriniformes; Cobitidae. The record is from RefSeq and is a predicted model, not a curated record. Gene Ontology annotation, biological process: sodium ion transmembrane transport; amino acid transport; nitrogen compound transport.